GGUGGCGGCAGCGGGGAUCGGGCUCCCGCGCUCCCAGUCCCGCAGCUGGCGCGGUGGGUGUGCCCGCAGGGAGUGCUCCCCGGCUCCAGGCCCAGCCCGCCGGCCAGAGGGCGACCGGAGGGUGUGCGCGCCCCGGACGGCAGGGUGCGGCGGCGCGCGGUGCGUGCCAGGACGCGGACGGUGCAGAGGAGGGAGGAUCGUGCUACAGAAGACCGUGCAGCCGCAGCUGCGUGCACCCCGAAGCCGGGUGGGCGCCCGCGCUGCUCCGGCCCGGUGAUCGCUUCCAGCCAGAACCUAGCGGCUCUCCAAGAACUCCCCACAGAUUGCACAGACUCAGUGGAUGAGAGGUGCCUGAGAGACUGAGAGCUGUAUUCAUAUGAUGGAGACGGCAGAUGCCAAAGACCAGUCCUCUCGGGGGGAUGAAGAGAAAGAUCCUGCAAAGAGCCACCCUUACUCUGUGGAGACCCCAUAUGGCUUUCAUUUGGACCUGGAUUUCCUCAAAUAUGUGGAUGAUAUUGAGAAGGGACACACCAUCAAAAGGAUUCCUAUCCACAGAAGAGCCAAGCAAGCGAAGUUUAGUACUUUGCCCCGAAACUUCAGCCUUCCUGACAGUGGGGCUCGCAUCCAUGCUGCUCCUCCUCAGCAAAACUGGUCUCCUGUGGUGCCCAGAAAGAUAUCCCUGGGGACCCAGGAGCAAUCCCAGUCACUGCCACUGGGUGACGUCCCCCAGGCCUCAAUGUAUGGUAGUAAGCUCAGCUAUCACAGGAAGGCCCUGUUGGCAGAGGAUACCGGGCAGGCAGAGGCUGGUGCUCUGGAGGAUGGUGGGAGUGGACGGCCCCUGCUUUUGAGAGCAUCCAGCAUGCCUGCUACUCUGCUACAAAACCGGGCCCCCGAUGAGUCCAGCCUGACCCCGGUUCCUUCCACACUGCUCCAGGGUGAAGGCAGUGUUUGUGAUGAUACCUUUGACCCUGCAGAAGGGUUCACAGCUUUCCAAGCAUCAACCCAAUCAACAGACAGAGAGGUGGGAGAGCUGGAACCAGCAAUUCCAGAGCUGGUCAUGGAGGGAGCUGAGCCUGAAGAAGGUGCCAUAAAGGCUUCCAUUCACCUUUCUCAGCCAGGUCCUCCCUCCUCAGUCCAGAAUGUACCUAUGGUUCUAGGGAAUGCGGAAAUUCAGCAACAAGCCAGAAAGGCAGAGGUGGUGCUAACUCCCGGCUCUUCCACACCCAGCCCACCCCCUCUGCCAUCCCCCAUCCCUGAGAGUGAACUCUUCCUGGAGGAAAUUGAGCUCAGUAUCAGUGAGAUCCCACCUCCUCCACCCAUAGAGGUGGAUGUGAGGAGCAUUGGUAUCCGGGUAACAGAGGAAAGCUUGGGCCUGGUGGGGACAGAUACCAACAGUGUCUCCAGCCUGAAGAAUCAGGUCUUGGCCCUUGAGGACAAGUUGUCAGAGAGAACAGAGGAGCUUGCCCACGUCAGAGCCGCCCUCACGAGGCAGCAAGAGGAGACCAAGGCAAGGGAACAGAGGAUCCAAGAGUUGGAGUGCACUGUAGCCCGGUUAGAAGAAAAACUUAGUCAAGAGAAGGCCAGUAAUGCUCUGGACCAGACCGAUGCCACGGUAAACACUGAUCCUCUUCGUGAACUCACCCCCAAGGACUCCUGUGACAAGAACAUUGGAGUCAACCUGAUGAGAACCCCAGAUCCUGAAUGCUGGGCAUCUAGAGCAGAGAAGAAUGGCUUCCCAUGGGCCCAAAGUAGUCCCAAGCAAGGCCAUCAGAGUCCCGAAGAACCUGCGCUGCCACCCCAGCUGUCCCUGGCAAGGGGACCUGAACAGGUCCUUGCCUCGUCCUUAUGUAGCUGCCUCUCCAUGGAGCUCAGGAUCAAAGAAGAUGUCUCUGAGCAGGAGAGAGGCCCACAGGUGGGGGCUGAGGACUUAAGCAGGGUAACAGGAGCCUCUCCCUGGAGCAACAGCAGAGAGUCUGCUUCAGUGAUCAGGGAGGAGGCCAGCUCAGAAUUCCCAGGGGCUGAGCUACCUGGAAGGCCCGCCAGUUCCCCACAGGAUGCCACAAUCGGCCAGUAUGUUAAGAAGAUCCAAGAACUUCUUCAUGAACAGUGGAACUGCCUGGAGCAUGGGUACCCGGAGCUGGCCAGCGCCAUCAAGCAGCCUGCCUCCAAGCUCAGCAGCAUUCAGAACCAGCUGCUCAGUUCCCUCAACCUGUUGCUCUCUGCUUACUCAGCCCAGGCCCCAGAGCAGAAGGAGCCACCUGCCCCACCCUCAUCCACCCCUCCACCGCCACCGGAGAUCUCUCCGUCGACCAGCCUUAAAUCCAUAAUGAAAAAGAAAGACUAUGGCUUCCGUGCAGGAGGUAAUGGGACCAAAAAGAACCUUCAGUUUGUUGGGGUUAACGGUGGCUAUGAGACCACUUCCAGUGAGGAGACCAGCGGGGAGGACAGCUCUCCUGAGGACGUGUCUGACAGUGAGACCGAGAAGAAGCGUGAUUGCUCAGAGCCCACACAGGAGAGAGACAUGCAUGCUGCCUGUGAGGCUGAGCAGGGUGUCCCCGAAGGCACCAGUAACUCAGGCCAGACAAGUGGGCCUGGGGAGGAAGUCUCUCAUCUGAGGCCUGAGAGAUGUAAACCCUCAGAGGAAUUUCUUACCGCAUGCCAGGCACUGAGCCAGCACCUGCCGGAAACCGGGGCCACCACCGAGCAGCUCCUGAGGCAAAGCUUGAAUACCAUCAGUCAAGAGUGGUUCCGUGUAUCCAGCCGGAAGUUAUCGAGCCCUGCAGUGGUGGCCGCCUACCUCCUCGAGGUCCAGCCUUAUUCCCCACAUCUUCUGAAGCUGCUUGUCAACUUGGCUGACCGAAGUGGGAACACAGCCCUUCACUACAGUGUGUCACACUCCAACUUCGCCAUUGUGAAGCUGCUGCUGGACACAGGCGUCUGCGACGUGGAUCAUCAGAACAGGGCUGGCUACACUGCUGUGAUGAUCACUCCCUUGGCUUCUGCAGAGACGAAAGAAGACAUGGCUGUGGUCUGGAAGCUCUUGCGAGAAGGGAACGUAAACAUCCAAGCAACUCAGGGAGGCCAGACUGCACUGAUGCUGGGGGUUAGCCACGACCGGGAGGACAUGGUCCAAGCGCUGCUGAGCUGCCAGGCGGAUGUCAACCUGCAGGACCAUGAUGGAUCGUCAGCCCUCAUGCUGGCCUGUCACCAAGGCAACGCCGACUUGGUACGACUACUCCUGGCACACCCGGCCUGCAACAGCAGCCUGACUGACAAGGCUGGCCAAACAGCUUUGUCCAUCGUGCUGAAUUCACCUGCCCAUGUGGAAAUUGCGGAGCUUCUGCAGGCCCAUUUGGAGCAAGGCAGGUCCCUGGGGCUGUAGAGGCUACAGAAGAGCUAACAGCCAGGAAGAAAAGGCCCCUUUUCUGAUCUCCUUUGCCCUUAGAGAGGGCCGGGGCCACAGGCAGAGGGCCACCAUUCAAAAGAAGAAGCUAUGUCAAAUAUGCACAAUACAUUCCCCUCAUCUAAUGCUGCUCAUUAGGAUGCUUAGUAGUUUUUUGCCUUAGGCCAAGCCCCCCAAACUACACAGGCUUCAGAGCAGGUCCAAGGUGCAGAGUGCACAGUGCAGUGGGGUUGUCCAGAAAUUCAAGACCUCUUCAGCCUUGAAUUCCUCAUGACUGUUUUAGCAGUCCUGUGUAGCAAGCAGGUGGGUAAGGGCACACUCACACAGUAGAAAAGCAAUACUAUUUACAUGGAGUUUUAAAGUACAGUCUUUUUGUUUUGAAUCAAAUAUAUAUAUAUAUACAAAUAUAUCCCACUGAAUAUGCAUGUCUAGAGAGAAUGGGAGAGGAAUCUAAAUUUAGGCAAGGUAGGCCGAAGCCCAGUGAUGUCAAUGCCAAGGCAUGGCACUUCUGAGUCCUCCAGUGGCUCCAGUUUCCUCUAUGGAAGUAAGCAGAAAAUCCAAUCCAAUGGUUAACACUAGGUGCAUGUUGGCGGAGUCCGGUCAUUUCAGCUGUUCUCAACCUAUGAAGAAAGAAAUGAAUUGGCUAGCUUCUUGCUGAGACUGAGUCAUUGUAGACAUCGUUGCUGGAAGCACAGGGCCCCUAUGAGCAGGUACUGGCUCUGAUAACUUCUGAGCUACUGGAUGCACAGAAGUCCAGCCUGGGCUUCAGUGGUAGGCAGCCAGGCAAGACAGAGCUCUCUCUGGACCAACAUCUCUCCCAGGGACAGUUCUUUCCUAGGCUUCCAUAUCCCCUGGGGCCUGUACGUGAAAGCUCUGAAAGUCUCAUGCAAAAAUCAUCUCUCUAUAAAAGGAAGCGUGUCAGAAUUGGAGAUGUGAACAGUGAAAACUCAAAAGCAAGAACUCCCAUUUGGGCUGGAAUGCCUAUGUGCUUGCUACCCCUUGGGUGAGUCACCAAGCCUUCAUAGGUGAUGGCUCCAUCAUCUUCAGAAUGGAGGUGAUCAUACACCCUCCCUCUGGGGUUCUUCAUAAGAAACUGCAUGUGGAAGUUUCAGAAUCCAGAUGAUAACCCAGAAAGACGGCCUUCAGAAACUCUGCAGCAAACUUCUCCCCACAGCGUGAUUGGUGAGAGAUGCCCAAAGUCCCAUGUGUGGAUGCUGCUCGGAGAUGGAAAGAUCAGUGCCUCAGAGGAGCUUUAGAAAAAAAAAAAAAAGCCACAUCAAAACACAAUGUAAAAGCAAACACAUACAUUAACAAAUGUUAGCUCCAUGCUUUGCAAAGGUUCAUGUGUAUCCAGCCCCCGGGAUCUUGUUAUGGGCCUGAGUUUCUAUGUACCCGACUAGGCCCAGAGGCAGUUAGGCCACAACCAAGCUUGGAGUAGCACAGCUCUGGCCUGUCCUUCCUGUAUAUAAAUUAAAAUGUUGCCUCUCAA
Peromyscus californicus insignis is the source of this 4892-nucleotide messenger RNA. RefSeq names its product KN motif and ankyrin repeat domains 4 (gene Kank4). The transcript has 10 exons. The coding region runs from base 377 to 3382 and encodes 1001 amino acids. Gene Ontology annotation, biological process: negative regulation of actin filament polymerization. The record is from RefSeq and is a predicted model, not a curated record. Lineage: Eukaryota; Metazoa; Chordata; Mammalia; Rodentia; Cricetidae. Gene Ontology annotation, cellular component: cytoskeleton; cytoplasm. Gene Ontology annotation, molecular function: protein binding.